Messenger RNA from Pleurotus ostreatus (oyster mushroom), 2277 nucleotides. RefSeq lists its product as uncharacterized. Lineage: Eukaryota; Fungi; Basidiomycota; Agaricomycetes; Agaricales; Pleurotaceae. The transcript is spliced from 2 exons. Gene Ontology annotation, biological process: protein phosphorylation; intracellular signal transduction. Bases 1 to 2277 code for a protein of 758 amino acids. The record is from RefSeq and is a predicted model, not a curated record. Gene Ontology annotation, cellular component: cytoplasm. Gene Ontology annotation, molecular function: protein serine/threonine kinase activity; ATP binding.
AUGUCUCGCGAUGAUUACCCUCGUCUACCUCGAAGCAAACGCCCUCCUGCAGACCCCAAACGGAUCGGCCUAUGGAAGAUUGGCAGGACUAUUGGCAAAGGCAGCUCAGGACGCGUUCGAAUCGCCCGCCAUUCAAAAACAGGCCAAUACGCCGCCGUCAAGAUCGUUUCUAAAGUUUCAUUGAACUCUCACGUAUCACUUCACAACCUAGCUGAAGGGACCGGCCAAAAUCAACUCGCUAUCGAAAGAGAAAUCGUCGUUAUGAAGCUAAUCGAUCAUCCGAAUAUCAUGAAAUUAUACGACGUCUGGGAGACCUCUACUGAACUCUACUUGAUUCUGGAAUAUGUCCAAGGCGGCGAGCUCUUCGAAUAUCUCUGCAAUAAAGGAAAACUCCCGACUUUAGAGGCUUUGGACUACUUCCAACAGAUUAUCGCCGCUGUGGACUACUGCCAUCGGCUGAACAUCGCUCACAGGGACUUGAAGCCCGAGAACAUCCUUCUGGACCAGGACCUCAACGUCAAAAUCGCCGAUUUCGGUAUGGCAGCUUGGCAAGCAAACGCGGUCAAUAAUGGACUCCUCCGUACGUCUUGCGGUAGCCCUCACUACGUCGCCCCCGAAAUUUGCAGUGGACAAUCCUACAGCGGUUCAGCUGCCGAUAUCUGGUCCUGCGGAAUCAUCCUCUUCGCUCUGCUUGUUGGUAAACUCCCCUUCGACGCCGAAGACAUCGAACCUCUGCUCGACAAGGUUAAACUCGGCAUAUUCAAGAUGCCAGCCGAUAUCGACCCUCUGGCACAGAACCUGAUAUACCGAAUGCUCAAGACGGACGCCAAGGCUCGAAUUACUAUGCCUGAGAUUCUGGAUCAUCCGUUCUUUAAGCUGCACGAACCUCGUACGACCUUCAGGACGCCUACUCUGGACAUCGUCUCUUCUCCUGCUUCUGGGCUUACUUCCAUUGACCCUGACAUAUUCGCCAACCUACGGACUCUUUGGCAUGGAACACCCGACCCGGAAAUCAUGAAGUGCCUGACUAACGACGAACAGAACUGGCAAAAGGGAAUAUAUAGCUUGCUGAUUGAAUACCGCCAGAAGCACUUAGAGGAAUGUGAAGAGGAGAACAUCAUGAUGUCCAGUCGUAAAAAGCGAGCAACUACUCAGAGGCGGGUUGCAAAGGCUCUCGAAUCCAUCCCCUCACAGCCCGAAUCACCGAUCAUGAACUCUCCUUCAACUUUGCCUCCUAGAACUGGACCACCAACUCCCAGACGGGCGACCCGUCAUGCUGCUUGGACUGAGUCUAUAGCGUCUUUUCAGGAACAAUAUCGCGCGGGUGCCCCAGCAAGCCCGAACCAGGCAGCUUCCGUUCUUUCCCCUCUGUCGCCCCUUCUGGAUGCUUUGAACGUUCCCAACGUGACCGCCGCCGAGCUACAAGACGAAAAGAUACAGACGUUCUUCCUACAGAUUGCGGAACGGCUCAACUCAAUGCAAACCCCCGGUAUGGCGCAGGACGGUAUAUCUCAAGCCUUGGACGUCCCCGUUUCUGGACCAACAGGGCUUGCUCCCUCUGGCGCUUCCGGACUUACAACUCGGCCCCUUUCAAUUCGCCAUAAGGAGCGCCCUGAAAACACACUGAAGGGUAAGGAGAACUCGAAGGUUGGGGCUGUUGCCAGAGUGUUAUCCGUUGGAAAGCGCGGACGCGUCAAGAUAGUGGAACCACCGAAGAGGCCGACUAUAGUCACGAAAAAGAAACACAGUCAGGAUGUGAUUUCGCCUGCCUUUUCUGAGGACGGAUCAUCCUUUUCCUCACCGUCGCCGUCGCCUACGUCCCCUCUCCCCACGUCAUCUACUCCGCCGAAGCGAGCUUGGUUUGGGAACGUCUUCAAGUUUCGGCCAUUGAGUCAUUCUUUGUUCUCGCUUUACGAUGAGCAAGAGACGAGCAACGAGUGCCGCCGGAUAAUAGGCGAAAUGGACGUGAGGGUUUCCCUGGAGAUUCUUGAUGGCUCGCCGGUUCUCAGAUGCAAGUUGGAAGACGCCAAAGAUCCAAGCGGAUACCUGAACGUCAAGGGCGUUAAAUUCCGAGCUGAAGUGCGACAAUCACAAGGACCGGAAGGGUUUCCCAUCGAAGUAGUGAUGAUACACGAAAGAGGUUCGACCGACACAUUCAAGGAGAUCUUUAGACGAUUAAAAAGGGAGUGGUUCUUGGACACUGAGCCCGAGCAAAGUCAACCCAUGAAUACCAUCGCGCCCCAGCCUAUGGCUAUGGGUGUAUUUGAGGCUAUAUAG